UGAAGUUCCUUUUAUUUGAUCGUUUCGUUGUAGUAGUGUAGAGAUAUACGUGUUAUCAAGAUGUUCUCUUGACCGAGUCUUUAAUAUCGGCCACGACACGAAAGCAGUGCAGACAACACGUUAGUGUCCUGCUGCUGUUAUUCCAACCGUUUGUUUCCAGGGGAAUAUUAUUAGGGGCGGACUUGUAAACAUUUGAAGCGUGGUUCGUCACUGGUUGGAAAAUCACUAGUGGCACGUUGCUGGGCUCUGUUAGCUUUCUUCUACGUGGACGUUACCGGGGAAUGAGUCCAGGAAAUGUGAUGUGAGCUGGGUGUAGCAAGGGAGCUGAAACUCAGAGACCUGCCCUGCCUGCUCUGUCAUUCACCGGUUACAGAGGGGAUAUGAAAUUACUCUUUCUAGCCUGCCUCAGCCCCAAAACAGGGAACUAUACUACAGCCGAGAGAAUAAGGUCUCACAUUGAAUCAGCAGGACACAGCUGCGAGUUAAGAGAUGUGGCAGAUUUUCACUCUCCCUCUGACGUGGCACAUCUAGUAUCCCAAAAUCCUCCGUUUGAGGGUGCGCUGGCAAUUCAUCUUUUCAAAGCUGGCAGACUCCUCCUGGACCUUCGUUUACCCUUCGGAGUCAUUUUUGGCGGAACGGACAUAAAUGAAGAUGUAAAAGAUGAGCAGAAGCGUGUGGUUAUGGAGCAGGUGCUGCUGAAAGCCAGGUUUGCUGUUGCUUUCACUGAAAAACUAAAAGAAGAGGCAGAAUUUGUUUUGGUGUCACCCGACAGUAAAAUCUAUGUCCAGCCUCAGGGCAUCCAGACAGAAGUGGCUGAACAAUUUUGUUGGACUGAAUUCUUGAGGAGCUCAGGUGUGAGGACGGAGUGCUUAGAUGAACUGCGUGUCUUCCUGUUGGUCUGUGGUCUCAGAAGAAUCAAGGACCCUCUCUAUUUGGCAGACGUUUUUUCAGAGUGGCAUUCAAAGAACCUUCACAAUAUCCUGAUCAUAAUCGGGCCAAAGGUUGACCCUGCACUCACUGCUGAAGUGGAAGCAGUUGUUAAACGGGCCACCGGGGUCUUCCUGGCGCAGGAGAGGAGCCAACAGGAGCUUCAUGCCGCCAUGAAAAGGUGCUAUGCCGUAGUCAACAGUUCUGUGUCAGAGGGCAUGUCAGCAGCCAUCUUGGAGGCAAUGGACCUCAGAGUACCUGUUCUGGCGAGGAACAUACCAGGAAACGCAGCUGUGGUGAAGCAUGGAGUCACUGGGCUGCUGUUCUCUUCUCCUCAGGAAUUUGUGCACCAGUCUCAGAGGCUGCUGUCAGAUCAGGAGCUGAGAGAGAGAGUGGUAAGGAGUGGAAAACUCUACGUGGAGGAACAUCACAGUGUGAAACAGGAGAGGGAAACAUAUCAGAGGCUGGUGGACAAGCUGCACAAGGCCCAGUUUUUAGCCUAACUGUAUACUUUCUCAGGAACUUUAGUUGCAGAGAAGAGGACGUACUGUAUGUAUAUUCUUUUACUUAUUUAAUAUACUUAUUCUUAUACUUAUUUAAAUACAAUGAAAGUUUUAUCAGCCCUUCCUCACUGUAAGCUAUGUAACACUGAACCAAAAGCAUGGAUGUGUUGGAGUGUCGCAUAAUAUAUAUAAUGUCUGUGAAGUUGCUGUCAUGUAUAUAAAUAUAAUGUAAGUUCACUGGCUGUGAAGCAAUUUUACAUAAAGGGAACUAAUAAAAAAAUUGCAAAUGAAACGAAAAAAAAACCUUCCUCUGAUUUUCUUCACUGGUUGAUGAUGUGAAAAUAAUUGAUACUUGAAUUAUGUCCCAUUCUGGUGAGACGAAAACGUUAUGCUGGCUAACUCGUUUAUUUUUAAUGAAGUGCAGCAAAUGGAUUUUCAAGACCCCAGCAAAAUCUGAAUCGGUUUAAAAGGCAGAGGGGUAAAUGAUGUCCUUCACAUUUGCUGUAUAAAUUUCGGUUUUGGCAAUUCACUGAAGCUGGGAUGGAUAGAAAAACUGUAACAUGAAAUGGACAUUAAAGAGGUAUCUUAGUGGUUUACCUGCAUUCUGUACCAGAUAUGAUAGACGGUUGCUCACUAAACCUGUUAAAACUUUCUGUUUCCCUGGUGUAAAAAAGGGAGACUUUUUAAUUCUGGUUGAAAACAAAUGAUGUUGAGGAAAAAAAUCAAAAAUAAGAAGCUUCCUUAACCUGUUUGGAAAAAUCGUCUUUAUUUUAGACCUGCUAGUGAAUUUCAUCAACCUAAAAUAAAGUUCAGCUUCCCAAAUAAGGUUUUCCUGACAUGGUCAUUUGCAGAUUGGCAGAAAUGUGCAAAAAACUGAAAUCCACAACUUUGUAAAUACCAUAUGACACAGUAAAGGUCUUUAUCAGUUAUUGUAGAAGAAGCAUUGGAAGAAUAAAAUUGGUCAGGGGGGAUGAGAAGAGGCCAACAACAAUACUGAAGAAGCUACAGAACAUUCAGAUUAAUAGUAGCUUUCUAGAUGUGACAAUCACCUGAAUUCUCCAUUUGUCUGAGCUAAAGAAUAUGGUCGUUCUUCCAAAGUACUGAAAUCUGGCUGAAAUCUCCCAUGACUUUGCAAAAGACUGUUCUAGUCUAGUAAAACCCAACUUGAACUUUGGGUCAAUAAUUCCUAAAGAAUAGGUUAUCACAGUGAAUUAUGGUUCGGAGAGUCUCAGUCUUUGGGGUAAUUUAAAGCUGCAGUAUGUAACUUACAUAAACAAUCAGUUUUUUGUUAUUUAUUUCAUCAUAUAUCAUAUGAAAGAGCAAAAAAACAUUAGGCUAGAUCAAAAAUAUUUGCAUCAUUCUUAUAUCCAGAGUGGGAUCAACAAUAUGCAUGAUUUACAAUGAGAGGGACGGGUCUCCUUUCUGCUCUGUUUGAAGGCUGUGUUUGCUGCAUGACAAGGCUGCUGUCAGACUGACUACCUGUAAGUCCUUCGACUGUGCGAAGGUUGGCUCUCUUCUUGCUGUAACUGUAGUAAGAUUGGUGCUUUCACAUGUUGUCAUAAAAGUCUCUGUUAACACAGAAAAAAGUUGUUCCAUGUGUCGUUAGUCACUUAAAAAGAAAAAGGAGCUGAUAAGUCGCUAAAUAUAACAACAAAGUCGCUAAGUUAGCAACAGUGCAAAGCGAAGGGUGUGAGGAGUGCGUACACGAACUUGAUUGACCACACUAACACCUUCCUCCUGGCUCUGAUUGGUUGUUUCUUGUCAAGCAGUGUGUUUCUGCAGAUGGCAAUAGAACCACAGCUAGAACGCGGAGGAGCUCAGUUUUUGUGUCUCAUACUGUCACGACAUAGACCGUUUUAAAACAAUAUAUGAAAACCAUAUAGUUUAUAAUAAAGUGACAUACUGCAGUUUGAAUUUCAGAUGGAAUAGAGGAUUUGGUCAAGGUGACUGAAUGGUUACGAACAUUUGAGUCUAUCCCAAACAUGAUAGUUCUGACCCAAAGCCUUCAAUGUUUUAUUAUUGUCAGGAUCUUUGCGAGUCCAAGUAUACAUCUAAGUCAACAAAAGGAUGAGUCUGUCAGAGGAAAUAAUAUAUUUUUAAAUGGCCAAGCAGUCGUUCAAAGCAAAUCUGACACUAUAUCUGCAGGAAUCACCUGAAGAGGGCUGAUCUGACUGAUUUGCAAAGCCUUUUUGCAAAGUAAAGAGAGUAAAUUUCCAAAUCAACAUAUGGAAUGCUGACAGACUACUAACAAAGAAGAAUAGUAAAAAUCAAUUGAAAAAUGCUUCAAUAAGGUAUUAAUACACACUAUUGUAAUCAUGUUGUUUACUCUUUUAAUUUUUUACCUUCUAACCAAGCUGCCCACUUUUCAGUUGAAUUAUACAGUAGGAGUGAUGUGCUAUAUGUGGGAAAGAUUUUGAACUUUUCAAUCAUGGUCACAUUUCAACAACCUGACAUUUUUUUACUGUAAAUUAUAAUAAUUG
Xiphophorus maculatus (southern platyfish) is the source of this 3910-nucleotide messenger RNA. It is a transcript of the gene glt1d1, whose product is annotated as glycosyltransferase 1 domain containing 1. The record is from RefSeq and is a predicted model, not a curated record. The coding region runs from base 381 to 1430 and encodes 349 amino acids. The transcript has 12 exons. Gene Ontology annotation, molecular function: glycosyltransferase activity. NCBI's taxonomy places the organism in Eukaryota, Metazoa, Chordata, Actinopteri, Cyprinodontiformes, Poeciliidae.